CGAAUUGAAUUUUGGAACGCAUCCAAGCAGGAAGCACGUGUAUUCACGCUAUUCACGUGUGUUCAACGAUUAAAUUAAUAAUUCGAUUUGUGUGAGGGAAUACACAGAAUAGUCAUAACGUAUCCAGUUUUUCUUUUGAGUGAUAUUUGUUAACAAUUAACUGAAUUCGAUUGGAUUUGUGUGAUAAAUUGGCAUGCCUUGUUUAAAUUAAUUGAAAAAUAAUUUUCUUCUUCGGUAAUAUUAAAAAAUGAGUAAAACCAAUCUUAAAGACGCAUUCGAGGUAGAAUACAGACAUGGAGCAUUUUACACUGGCGGCGAUAUACAAUGGAGUGCAAAUGCGGAGUACUUAUUUUGUCAGAAAGGAGGUGUCGUGUCUGUACUAUCUAUGAGCAAAGGCUCCACGAUAUUAUCGUUGGGUACAAAGGAGGUUGAUCAACAGGAAGACAUGAUAAAUUGUUUUACCCUUUGUAACGAAGACACAGGCGUGAUCACUCAUCACAAGAGUGGACUAUUCAAAUUGUGGGAUUGGAAAGUUAAUAAAUUAACGAAACUAUGGAAAUCUAUUCAUAAGGGAUCUGUAAUACGAAUAACUCUUUUGGAUAACAUUUUAAUGGCAUCUGGUGGAAGUGAUGGGACUGUCAGAUUGUGGAAUUUGCAACAUUACGCAUGUACGCACAGUCUCAAAGGAAUACAGGGAGUAAUUAGUGUAUUAGAAUUUCAUCCAAAGAAAGAAAAAUCACUUCUUUUCGGUGCUGGUGACAACACGAAGAUUUUUGGUUGGGAUAUCAUUACUGGGCAGGAAAAAGUUGUUCUUUCUGGACAUUUUAGUAAAGUUACAUCGCUUAGCUUUCACGAAGAUGGAAAUCAUUUAGUUAGUUCGGGAAGAGAUAGAGUGCUGAUCCUAUGGGACAUAUCGACUGGAACAUCAUUACGGAUUUUACCGGUAUAUGAAGGAAUUGAAGGAACUUUUAUGAUAUCUGCGAAAUGUCUACCAUCAUUUGUUGCAUUACGUAAAAGUGAUGGCAUAUACGUUGCAUCAGCUGGCGAAAAAGGUAUCGUUAAAAUUUGGGAGAUGAAAAUAGGCAAGCUGAUUUAUGCGCAAGACGAUUCUUUAAUAUCACCUGCUAAGAAAGAGGAGGGCUUGUCAAUUACACAUGUACUUUAUAACGGCAUCUAUAAUAUUUUUGCAGUUGUGUCCGUUGAUCAUAACAUUAUUGUUUAUUCAUUAGAAUUAUUCGAAUGCAAGAAACAGUUGGUAGGUUACAGCGAUGAGAUUUUAGAUGUUGCGUAUCUUGGAGAUGACGACAGUCACAUUGCACUUUCGACCAAUAGUUGCGACAUAAAGUUUUAUGAGAUUGCUUCUAUGAAUUGUCAAUUAUUGCGUGGUCAUACUGACAGUGUAUUGGCUCUUGCCACGACUCCAGCAAAUGUAAAUCUGCUUUUAUCUUCAGCCAAGGAUAAUAGUAUCCGUCUAUGGAUAUUGGAUAAAGAGACAAUGAAGAUAUCUUGCAUUGGACAUGCUGUUAGGCACACAGCCUCAAUUAGUUCCGUUGCGAUAUCUCAAACAUCAUCUAAAUUUUUUACCACUGUUGCUCAAGAUUCAUGCUUGAAACUGUGGGAAUUACCCAGCAAUUUCGAAUCGCAUGGUCAAGCUUUAUCAUUAAAUACAAGUUAUACAAUAUUAGCGCAUCAAAAAGAGAUGAACUGUGUAACCAUUUCACCAAAUGAUAAACUGAUUGCUACAGCGUCGCAAGAUAAGACUGCUAAGCUAUGGUCCGCGGAGAAUUUGCAAUUGCUUGGGGUGUUUCACGGUCACCGGAGAGGAGUGUGGUGCGUUCGAUUCUCGCCAGUUGAUCAAGUACUUUUAACAACAUCCGCUGACUGUACCAUGAAACUCUGGUCUUUAACAGAGCUCAAUUGUCUGAAGACGUUCGAAGGACAUGAAUCUUCCGUCUUGAGAGGGGAGUUCCUAUCACGCGGAAUGCAACUAAUCACGUCGGGCGGAGAUGGUCUUCUGAAAUUAUGGAAUAUCAAAACGUCCGAAUGCGUGUCUACUUUGCACCAACAUCAAAGCCACGUUUGGACGUUUGCUGUCAGCAAGGAUCAGAAGCAUAUUAUCAGUGGAGGUAGCGAUUCAUUACUAGUCAUUUGGAGGGAUGUAACAGAAGAAAAAAAAGCGCAAACCGCAUCGGAAAAAGCACAACUUGUGCUUGAGGAACAAAAACUGGCCAAUUUAUUGAAAGCUGAAGAACUUGUAGCUGCAUUACAAUUGGCUAUAACGUUGGAGCGACCGUUGCAAGUUCUCAAAAUUGUGGAAGCCAUAUUAAAGAAGAAAAAUGAGUUCACGGAAAUAAUAAGGGAAUUAAAACCAAAUCACAAGAAAGCGUUGCUCAGAUGUGCAGUUACGUGGAACAUGAACAGUCGGAAUUCACACGCCGCUCAGGUAGUUAUAAAUACCUUAAUAACAGAAAUCGGGAUGCAGGAGAUACAGGUAUCAGAUUUAUCUUCCACUCUAGAAGUCAUGAUUCCAUAUACCGAUAGACACUUUAAAAGAUUAACAAAAUUUUUGCAAGAUCUUCACUUAUUAACAUAUACGUUUAAUUGUAUGAAAUCCAAUAUUGUGUCAAUUGACACUAAAUAAGUUAGACCUAAGUAAUAUAUUGUGUGUGUACGUGCGUGCAAAUAUAUCAUACAUAAUAAAUGUAACAUAUAUUUAUAUAUA
Messenger RNA from Solenopsis invicta (red fire ant), 2722 nucleotides. Its product is annotated as transducin beta-like protein 3. NCBI's taxonomy places the organism in Eukaryota, Metazoa, Arthropoda, Insecta, Hymenoptera, Formicidae. Gene Ontology annotation, molecular function: protein binding; U3 snoRNA binding. The record is from RefSeq and is a predicted model, not a curated record. The transcript is spliced from 15 exons. Gene Ontology annotation, cellular component: small-subunit processome; nucleolus; 90S preribosome. The coding region runs from base 248 to 2641 and encodes 797 amino acids. Gene Ontology annotation, biological process: endonucleolytic cleavage in 5'-ETS of tricistronic rRNA transcript (SSU-rRNA, 5.8S rRNA, LSU-rRNA); endonucleolytic cleavage to generate mature 5'-end of SSU-rRNA from (SSU-rRNA, 5.8S rRNA, LSU-rRNA).